Messenger RNA from Varanus komodoensis (Komodo dragon), 5077 nucleotides. Its product is annotated as lysosomal alpha-glucosidase-like. Gene Ontology annotation, molecular function: alpha-1,4-glucosidase activity; carbohydrate binding. The record is from RefSeq and is a predicted model, not a curated record. The transcript is spliced from 22 exons. Bases 291 to 3071 code for a protein of 926 amino acids. Gene Ontology annotation, biological process: carbohydrate metabolic process. Lineage: Eukaryota; Metazoa; Chordata; Lepidosauria; Squamata; Varanidae.
GUGGUCUGCACUUGCCGGUACAGCCAUUCCAGUCAUGGGUCCGGUGACUAGCUGCUGAUGCGGAUUCAUCCUGUGGUCAAUAUCCUGCGAAAGGGGAGCAGAAUAAAAAGAAUCAGAUGAAGAAAUGUCUGCUUUCAUGUUAUCCUGCCAGCAGAGAAUAACAUGGGUGUAUCUGAUGAAGGGGAAGCAGGAAGGGUGACAGUCCCCCUCAUUUCCCCCUCCAACUGUUGGUGACUAAGCAAGCAGAAGACUUUUGGAGACUUGCAGCAGCAUCAACAAGUGUGCAAAAAAUGAAAUCGUAUCAGAAGCUGAGAGUGGAUGUCCCCCAGGCCUCGGAGGCUGGGGAUGAGACUGCCGACGGGAAGCCGUUGUGUCACCAGAAGCUGUCCGCCUGGUGGCUCGGCGGGGGUCUCCUGACAGUGGCAGCCCUGCUGAGUGGCGUGACUGUUUGGGUCCUUGGGCAGAUUUGGUGGGUCCAGCACGAAGCACCACCCCUGGAGAAGUGUGUCUCCAUUCCCGAAAACCUUCGCUUUGACUGCUACCCGGAGAGAAGCACAGUGGUGACCCGAGAACUGUGUGAGGGCCGUGGGUGUUGCUUCAUCAGCACAGACCAGCCCGCGGGCAGCGCAGACGGGGUGCCUUGGUGCUUCUACCCCCCAGACUUCCCCAGCUACUCCUUGGGAAGCAUGAACGACACUGAGAAGGGGAUGGAGGGCUUUUUAACGAGGAAGACACCGACCUAUUACCCAAGAGACAUUGAGAAACUGCAGCUCAGCGUGGAGCUGGAAACAGAUACUCGACUGCAUGUCAAGAUCACUGAUGCUGUGAAUCCUCGGUAUGAAGUGCCUCUUGACGUUCCUCAGGUGAAAAAGAAAGCAGAAAAUCCGGCAUAUACUGUUGAAUUCUCCAAGGAGCCCUUUGGCUUGAUCGUAAAGCGGAGAGCUUCCAGAACUGUGCUGCUGAACACAACAGUGGCUCCCGUGUUCUUCGCGGAUCAGUUUCUCCAGAUUUCCACCGCCCUUCCGUCCACGUACCUCUAUGGACUGGGGGAGCAUCGGAGCGACUUCUUGCACAGUCUGCAGUGGGACACCCUGACCUUCUGGGCCCGCGAUGUUCCUCCUACGGAAUCCUCCAAUCUGUAUGGCGUUCACCCGUUUUAUCUGAUCAUGGAGGACGGUGGAGCUGCCCAUGGGGUGUUCCUCUUGAAUAGUAAUGCCAUGGAGGUGGUGCUGCAGCCCGCACCUGCCCUCACCUGGAGGACCAUCGGAGGCGUUCUGGACUUUUACAUCUUUUUGGGACCAGACCCCAACCUGGUGGUUCAGCAGUACCAACAGGUGAUCGGCUUUCCUGCCAUGCCCCCUUUCUGGGGCUUGGGCUUCCACCUCUGCCGCUGGGGCUACGGAACGAGCAACGAGACCUGGCAGACUGUGAAAGCCAUGAGGAAUUUUCAGAUACCCCAGGAUGCCCAGUGGAAUGACAUCGACUACAUGGAUGGCUACCGGGACUUCACUGUGGACUCGCAGAAGUUCAGCACUCUCCCCCAGAUGGUGGAAGACCUCCACAGACAUGGGCAAUACUAUGUGAUGAUUCUGGACCCUGGGAUCAGCAGCACGUGCCCGCCUGGCUCUUACUGGCCGUACGAUGAAGGCGUGAAGCGUGGCAUCUUCAUCGAGAGCACCCGGGGGACACCCCUGAUCGGGGAGGUCUGGCCUGGCCUCACCGCCUACCCUGACUUCUCUAACCCAGACACCCACCAGUGGUGGCUGGAGAACUUGAGGAGCCUCCACUCGGUCGUCCCCUUUGACGGGCUCUGGAUCGACAUGAACGAACCCUCCAACUUCAGGGACGGCUCGUCCGAAGGCUGUUCCCAGGGAGAACUUGAUAACCCGCCGUACGUCCCUGCCGUACUGGGAGGCUCCCUGUACUCCAAGACCAUCUGUCCCUCGGCCAGGCAAAGCGCCUCCACGCACUACAACCUCCACAACCUCUACGGGCUGAUGGAAGCCAAGGCCACAGCAAGUGCCCUGACCAGCAUCCGGGGGAAGCGGCCCUUGGUGAUCUCGCGUUCCACCUUUCCCAGCCAGGGCAGGUAUUCCGGACACUGGCUCGGUGACAACAAGAGUGACUGGAAGGACAUGGCCUGGUCCAUCCCAGGGCUGCUGAGCUUCAGCCUCUUCGGCAUCCCCUUGGUCGGGGCCGACAUCUGCGGCUUCUCUGGCGCCACCUCGGAGGAGCUGUGCACCCGCUGGAUGCAGCUGGGGGCCUUCUACCCCUUCUCACGGAACCACAACACCCAGAAUGAGAAGGCGCAGGACCCCUCCGCCUUCAGCCCAGCAGCCCGGACUGCCAUGAAGGAGGCGCUGGAGGUCCGCUAUGCCCUUCUGCCGUUCCUCUAUUCCCUCUUCCAUCGGGCUCACUUGCAGGGGUACACCGUGGCCCGGCCUUUGUUUUUCGAGUUCCCCGAGGACGUGGCCACUUACUCCAUAGAGAAGCAGUUUCUCUGGGGACGGGGCCUCCUGGUGACACCGGUGCUGGAAGCCGGCGCGGAUUCUGUGAUCGGCUACUUCCCCAGAGGCGUGUGGUAUGACUACUACACGGGCACCCCGGUGAACAGCAGUGGGGAGAGCCUGAAAAUGGCCGCACCGCUGGACCACAUCAACCUGCACGUGCGUGAAGGCACCAUCCUGCCCACCCAGAAACCCGGAGGCAGUACCUGGACGAGCCGCAGGAACCCUCUGCGCCUGAUUGCUGCCUUGUCGCGGGACGUGAACGCCUGGGGAGACCUUUACUGGGACGAUGGCGACAGCCUGGACUCCUUUGCAAAGGGCAACUAUUCUUACCUCGUGUUCAACGUCACGCAGAAUAUCUUCACUUCUACUGUCCUUCAUUCGAACGUGGAAGCCACCUACAUCACCAUCAAUACACUGACGGUCUGUGGGGUUCAGGAUGAGCCAAAAACAGUUACUGUCAACGGCAAGGAAAGGCCAUUCACCUAUCUGACAAACCAGGUUCUCACCAUGAGCGACCUGCAGCUCCCCCUCAGCCAAGGAUUCUCUGUGCGAUGGAUGUGAGCGGGCAACCGUCCUCUCCUCCGGCGCCCGUGGCUGCAUCGCGGUGAGCAGAUCGGCCGCUGCCUGUGCGGAGCCUCCAGGGGGUCGCGGCAGCCUGGAAGGUCCCCGUGGCUGUCCCACCGCCUCCUCUUGGCCUCUGCUCGGGAACGGACUGGGGGCUCUCACCCCGCCACUCCCGUUUCCGACGCCUCUCCGCCCAGAAACUCGCCUCUCACCUCUGCGCCUUGCUCGGUGAGAGCCCCUCGCACGCCGCUCGCCGUCCCGUGCCCCUUCCUGCGUGUCGAUGGUGCGUCGCAGUUUCGCCAGAAGGGGCCUCUCAGCCGCGCUCCCUGCCUUCGCGUUCCCGAGCAUGCAAGAGAGUCAUUUUCUGUGGGGGUGCUGGAUGGCGACAAGCCUCUCGCUUCCCCUGCGGCGCCUCCACAGCGGCAGGAGGCGUGGGGGCCAGUGCAUGCGCCGCACCCCGAGACCCGCCCCGGGCGUUUCCAUUUCAAAGGAUCGGAGUUAGCGAGGUUGAGGAAAGACCAAGCCCCGGCGUGUGCCUUCCGGGAACACCCACUGGCACCCCGGGGCCUCGCGCACCGCGGGGGCUUCAUCUCAGCCAGGGGGCUUUUUGCUGGAGCGGGCCCUUCGGCUGGGACAGACGGGCAGUGCAGCACCUCUGACCAGGCAGGGGCGGUGGGUCAGGCACGAGUCCGGGAGAGCCAAGCUGCCUGCCGAGCAGAGGGGUCACUGUGGGCACAUUUCGGCCGCCUUCUGAGGAGGACGGAGGCCUGGCCACACGUGGUCCAAGGUUGCUCGCGCAGCGUAGGACUGUGGCCUCACGGCAGAAAUCCCUCCGUCUGCAACCUGGAGUUCUGCCCAGCUCCCUCAGGAGCGUCUGAAUGUCUCAAGAAACGAAGGCUCGUGCCACAUUCUGCCACUCCUUGAUAAAAACCGCAGGGGCAACUUGAGCUCCCGCCCCCCCUGCAAAAAAAUGCUGCUCUAGUUGUGAUGGAAGGUUUUUUUAUUUGUGACAGAGGAGGUUUGCUCAGACGGCACAUAACCAAAUAGGGCAGCUCGGCUCCCGGGCUCAGCUGCCGUGAACCGGGGUAGAGGGCGAGUCGCGUCUUUGGGUAGCCGAGGGGUCGUCCGUCCUUGCAGUCCUAGUGCCCCCCAGGGUGGGACCGUCCCGCUCCGCCGCUCUGCAUGAUCGGAGAAGUUUGUCUCAAGACCCUUUUCAUGGCAGGCCCCAGAGGCUGGGAGGGGACAAUCCUCGCUUCGCACCAGGCAGUGCAGGAUUUUGGAGAGACGCUCGCCCAGCGGCCCCCGUGCCGCUUCAGGGGCAUCCGGAUGCGUUGCCAGGGCCCUCGGCCCGGCCCUGAGCUCACCCGCACUGUGAAUGUCUGCAGGGCACUGCACUGCACGGGGAAGUCGCCCUCGGUGGCACUAGCCGUACCCGGAGCCUGCCGCUGCCUCCUCCCUGCAGCCCCGCGAUCCACAAGGCAAGCAUUCCGUGCUCGCCUUCCCGGCCUCCGAGACGUCUGCUAAGCUGGGGUGCGGGUUGGGAAACCACGCUUCAUUCGUCCUGUUGGAAUGUGCAUUUGGGUUUCCAAGGACCUUGUGGCGCUCCCGAGGGGGCCGGGCUCCCUCGGCCGGGCGUGCACCCCAAGCACAGGAGCCGGGCCGUGCGUGCCGCAGUGCACCCCAGCGGCGGGGGCGGCCUCGAAGCGCCCGUGGGCCGUGGCUGCCGUGCCCCCCGCGGCAGGGCGCCUCCUGCCAGCCUGCCCAGGCCCUCAGCGCCCUGCUGUUACUGUCGUUCGCCCGUGGCUUGCCAUCGCUGAGGGACACGCCGCCUGUGGCCAAAACCUGCUGCCAUACAUUUGCCAGACGUGCUUGUGCUUCGGGAAAAGGGGGUCAGGGGAAUUGGAUUUGUGCCUCUUUGGAAUUUUUAAAAUAAUUGUAUCUGCUUGAUCCCCCUGCCCCCCAGUUUCUGUGCCAAACUAAAAUAAAGUACAAAAGUUGAAGCU